This is a messenger RNA of Chaetura pelagica (chimney swift), 834 nucleotides long. It is a transcript of the gene RPS6KL1, whose product is annotated as ribosomal protein S6 kinase-like 1. Gene Ontology annotation, molecular function: ATP binding; protein kinase activity. Gene Ontology annotation, biological process: protein phosphorylation. Lineage: Eukaryota; Metazoa; Chordata; Aves; Apodiformes; Apodidae. The transcript has 10 exons. The record is from RefSeq and is a predicted model, not a curated record. The coding region runs from base 1 to 834 and encodes 277 amino acids.
AUGGAGGGGACGGGUUACAGCAGCCUGCGCUUCCGGCCCGUCAGGACGCUGAGCUCAGCAGUGGAGAACCUGAGAGCGUGUAAGGUUGUGGGAGUGAUCGAUAAGGUGCAGAUCGUCCAGGAUCCAGCCACUGGUGGGACCUUUAUACUUAAGAGCCUCCGCAAAUCCCAUGUUGAGACUCGUGAGCGACAGACCAUCAUCCCUCAUGGGGUCCCCUUCAUGGUCAAGCUGCUGUGCUACUAUGUGAGUGAGGACUCCAUCUUCCUCCACCUGGAGCACGUGCAGGGGGAGACGCUGUGGUCUCACCUCCGCUCCAACCAGAGAGCUUGGGCUGUGAAGGAGGAGCAGGUGCAGCUGUGGGCAGCAGAAAUCCUCCUGGCCUUAGAGGGACUUCACCAACAGGGCGUGUUGUGCCGGGACCUCAAUCCCAGGAACCUGCUGCUUGAUGCAGCCGGUCAUGUCCGUCUCACCUUCUUUGGCCAGUGGACAGAGAUAGAACCCCAGUGCUGCAGCCAGGCACAGGAAGAGCUGUACAGUGCCCCAGAAGUGGGGAGUAUCUUGGAGCCCACUGAAGCAGCUGACUGCUGGAGCUUUGGCUCUCUCUUGUACGAGUUGCUGACAGGAGUGCCACUGUCACAGAACCACCCUUCAGGGAUUCAGCCUCAUACCCCAUUGCAUCUGCCAGAGGGGCUCAGCACGGCCGCUAAGUCGCUGCUCACCGAGCUCCUACAGUACAACCCAAAGCAGCGUCUGGGCUCUGGAGAAAGUGGCAUGACAAAACUGAAGUCCCACGCCUUCUUCAGCACUAUCCCUUGGAACAAGCUGGUGGACUAG